Molecule: messenger RNA, 516 nt
Organism: Chenopodium quinoa (quinoa)
Lineage: Eukaryota; Viridiplantae; Streptophyta; Magnoliopsida; Caryophyllales; Amaranthaceae
Exons: 1
Coding region: 1-516 (171 amino acids)
Source: RefSeq, a predicted model, not a curated record
AUGGAUAUUCACAGUUUAGCUCAGCAUCAAAGGCAACAACAACUGCUAGUAAAGGGCAAAAGAAGCAAAAAAUCAUCAGAAAACAAAGGGAUGACCAAGAAAUUAUUCAAAAAAGUCGAAGCGAUGAAGGUUGUGUACAUCUCAACCCCUAUGAAAGUUACUACAAGCGCUUCUAAGUUUAGAGCGAUUGUACAAGAGCUUACAGGGCGAGAAUCGGAUGUUGUUAACAUCAUGGAGACCAGUGGUGGAAAUGAUACAUGGAUGGUUAAUGAAGAUCACAUCAUCAACGUAAACACGGCCGAGGUAACGAAGAAUUAUGCUGAUAAUACUAAUGAAAGUACAUCUGUUCCGGUUAUAGUCGAUAAUAUGAAUGGAUCUUCCCCUUCUGUAUGUUCAUCUGAGGAGUUUGAUGGUGUUUUUGUUAAGGGGCAAGAUAGUAAUUUUGGUGUUUUUGAUCAUACUAGUUUUUUGUAUGAUCAGUUUUUUCAUCAAUUAGAUGUACUUGGUGGUUAUUAG